Molecule: messenger RNA, 765 nt
Organism: Micropterus dolomieu (smallmouth bass)
Lineage: Eukaryota; Metazoa; Chordata; Actinopteri; Centrarchiformes; Centrarchidae
Product: homeobox protein Hox-D4b-like
Exons: 2
Coding region: 1-765 (254 amino acids)
Biological process (GO): regulation of transcription by RNA polymerase II; embryonic skeletal system morphogenesis; anterior/posterior pattern specification
Cellular component (GO): nucleus
Molecular function (GO): DNA-binding transcription factor activity, RNA polymerase II-specific; RNA polymerase II cis-regulatory region sequence-specific DNA binding
Source: RefSeq, a predicted model, not a curated record
AUGGAGUCCUAUGUGGUGAGCUGUAAAUAUGCUGAGCCGCAGUUCCCGCCUUGUGAAGAAGAUUAUAGUAAUUUUGGUAACCAAGUGGGGUAUUACAACAACUCCCAGGACAGUGGUAGUUAUGGAGGGGGUUAUCAGUCCGUGCAGCCCCCUCCACCUCCAUACACACCACAACAAACCGGCUAUCAACCCUCUGUGCAGGGGAAUCACCGGGAGGAUGGAGAGGUCCAGUCGCAGCACCAAGGUGCGCCCUUCCCCGGCUACAGAGAGACAAACGCACCCGGUAGUAAGGAGAGGUUCUCCGUGGGUGACAUGCAGUGCCAGGCCUGGAUGACCUGUACAAAGUCCGCUCAGGUGCAGAGAAAAACGGCAUGCCAGGGGAAAGACAAGCCGCCUAUUGUUGUCUACCCGUGGAUGAAGAAAGUGCACAUCGCUCAUGUCAAUCCGAACCAUGUGGGCCCGGAGCCAAAGCGGCUACGGACAGCCUACACGCGCCAGCAGGUUCUGGAGCUCGAGAAGGAGUUUCAUUUUAGUCGGUACCUCACGCGCCGCCGCCGUGUUGAGGUAGCCCACGCGCUCUGCCUGUCCGAGCGGCAGGUGAAGGUGUGGUUCCAGAACCGGCGCAUGCGCUGGAAGAAAGACAACAAGCUACCGAACACCAAAGGAAGGAGCAAAAACAAGAAAACAACGGACGACAACAACAGCAGCAGCAGCAGCAGCAGCAGCAGCAGCGACAGUGAUGUGAGGGCGGUGAUAACUGUCUGA